Messenger RNA from Poecile atricapillus (Black-capped chickadee), 7203 nucleotides. RefSeq names its product crumbs cell polarity complex component 2 (gene CRB2). The record is from RefSeq and is a predicted model, not a curated record. Gene Ontology annotation, cellular component: signaling receptor complex; plasma membrane; cell surface. The transcript has 15 exons. Gene Ontology annotation, biological process: axon guidance; Notch signaling pathway. Bases 2992 to 7203 code for a protein of 1403 amino acids. Gene Ontology annotation, molecular function: Notch binding; calcium ion binding. Lineage: Eukaryota; Metazoa; Chordata; Aves; Passeriformes; Paridae.
UUUGACACAUUGGCUACUUCUAGGUGUAUGUACCUCACCCCAGCCCAGGACAGAGUUCCAUGUUUUAACAGACACUUCACCAAGCAUGCUCACGGUGGCUUUUUACACACUCAGAAGCUUGUUAACCAGCUAGAGCCUUUCCCACUCCCCCUUUCCAGCCAUGCUCUUCAAAGAGCUCUAUUUACAUGCCAAGCUACAAAGCAACGUGGAAAAACUGAAGCUUUUAUGGUUCUACAGUGAGGUUUUUCACAACAUGAAGCAGCUUCUUAGACUAUUUUUUUUUCAUUUUUUUAUUUCCAAACAAGAUUUCACAGUUAAAAAAAAACAAAAAAAAACUCAGUCCACCCACAGGCUUUUGAGGAACAGUAACAGAGGGGCUUCAAAAGAAGAGAGCUCUGCGACCUUAAGCAUUGCAUUCUGAAUGAACAUCCAUGGAAAAACUGCGUACAAGUCAGAAACAAGAGUCACCAAAACCCACAUAUCCGCCAGAGUUGAAACGAUUUCUCCCAUGUUUAGGUCUGGCAUGGCUUGCCUUAUGCCAUCUUCUAUUGUACCUUUCCAAUUGCUUACUGUGUUCUCAUUUACUUCUGAGCCUUUGGCUUGAAAUCAGCUGUGUCUGAAAUCCCUUCUAGGACAAGCCACAAAGCCAGUGUUGGUCACUUCCUCAGCAGCACUGACACCAGGGGCUCCCCCAGCCCCCAACACACAAGAAUUUCUAUGUGGAACCUUUCUCCAGUUCCCCGAGAAAUCAAGUCCUAGAUUUCCACCUCAUAUUUAGCCUGUCAACCACACAGAGCAAGAACUGACACUUCAUCAGCAUCUUCUUUGUGCAGAGAUGAAAAAUACUGCCAAGAGUUCAGCAGAAACAACGAGUCUGGAUGAAGAGCCUGUGCAAAUAAAGCCCUUUAUAAAACCAGGACUAACCAAACUCGCAAGACUGAAGAUUCUCUUUGAACUACAAAUGCCAAAGGAGCACCAGACUGGCACCAUCAGUGAUGAGAUUCUGAGGAACACAGAACUGAAAAUAUUAAACCCUCACUGUUAGCAAUCCUACCCCCUCUUCUCCACAUUUCUCCCUGCAUUCCACACAACAUGAAGCAAAGGAAAAUGGUUGGAAAGCUCCAGACAGAAGAAAAUUAUACAUGCCAAGAACUUCCAGGGACAAGUCUAACUUCCUAAAAAUGACCAGGAAUUUAGUAGAAGCUUCAGCCAGCUGCAAUCUGCUGACAGAUUUCUCCUUCCUCUUUACACUGGCAGGAAAUAACUACAACCCAGCUUGUACACCUUCCAUGGAAGAGGUGGGCUCGGUAAACUCUUGGAAAACGUUCUUCAGAGAGAGAACAACGACCUUGAGCAAACACAGAAGUACAGCAAUGUAACCUCUCCAGGGACACUGCCAGGCCUUCCUCGCUUGCCAUUCCAAAAGUUUUGUUUUAAGGCCUCCCCUCCAAGUAGCCAGCACUGCUCCAUACUCCUUCCUUUCUUCCUCUCUGCCACCACUGCUGCUUCCUUUGGGUCUCAAAAAUGGUUACCAUGUCUUUAAAAAUCAAAGAAAACUAGACCAAGUUUGCAAACAGUCCUUUCUUCUCCAUUCCUUCUAAAGAUGUUAAAGUAUUCUGCAUGAAUGGAGGAAAUUAUUUUAAUUUUCUGUUUUUACCCUAGAAGGCCAGGCUUCAAAUGUUUGCUGGAACACAAGUAUUUUAAUUUAAGUUAAAUAGCCCAGCUAUUUUAAUUAACUUACAGUUUCAUAAACAUUUUUUGGAACUGGAGAUCUGAAAUAUGUGACAUUCUUCAGAAUAAUCCCCACUUAAAUCUUUCUCUGCUUUAACCACAUUUAACAUUUCUGAGUUGUCACAACAAAGUACAGUAAAACUUUUAAAAUCUGUUAACAAACUAGAGGACACAGAUACAGAAAAAAAUUAAUUCCAAUGUAUCUAGGACCCCCACGUUAUAAAUUUGCUCUUCUGCCAUACCCUGUGCAGGAACUGCUUGGAAUACUCACUCUCUUAUUUCUGUAAAUCACAAGGCACCCUUUUCACAGCCACGUAAAUAAAUAAUAAGACAUUUAGCCAGAUAAUGCAUAUUUCCACUUUGACUCAAAACUCAAGUUUUGCUCUACUCAGCGGCAGGCAUGUGAUUCCCUGGUUAUCCCUUCCACGCUCUCACUUCCAGAAGGAAUAGUGGGUUAAUGAUUACAAAAUCCAGUGCAAAGCAAAUACAGAAUGAAAGACGGGAAAAAAACCCAAACAAACCAUGGACCAUAACACUCAUGGUGUGCUCGGAGCCAGGAGCCUGCCCGGGGCCCGGAGGGACCGGGCUGCCCCGCGGGGCCGGGGCGCGGAGGGCGCUGCACCGACCGCGCCGGAGCGAACUCCGGGUCCCGAGCCCCGGCUGGAGCCGCCCAGCCCGCACCUGGCCGGGACCGCCCGGGGACAGCGCGCACAGCGGCGCUGCUGCGCACCGGCCCCGCCGACAGGUGCGCGCCCCACGGACAGGUGCUGUUUAGGACAGAGUGCAGUGCAGCUCGGCAUUCCUGACAGCUCAGUUGUUGUGCAGACUGUGCUGCCCUCAGUGCUCUGGUUGUGUUCUCAGCCCAUCUGGCAACUGCUGAAUGUGUAAAACUUUUCUUCUGGUGGCCAUGACAAAACUCCAAGCAGUAAACACAGCUUUGAGGGACAGCACCUGGCUCCACGGGAGAAUUGAUCUGACCCAACAGAGCGUUCCUCUUGAAAUAAGAAGGCCUGGAAGCAAAUGAUAUUACCAACCUUCAGUGGGCAUUUAAUUACAGUUUCUAAUUAAGAAGUCUGAAAGGACUUGAGGUGAAAAGGACUGAGAGCAGAAGAUUGUCCAUUGUGACCUGUUCCUGCAAUUUGAACCUCAUACUCUGAAAAUGACAGUGGCUGUUCCUCGUCCCCAUGUGAGAAUGGGGGGAGCUGUAAGGAUUUGGAAGCAGGUUACCAGUGCACCUGCCCUGUGGAGCCUGUAGCCUACAUGGGCAUAAAUUGUGAACUCCUCUACGAUGCUUGCAUUGAACAUUCCUGUCCUGCCCACAUGACCUGCACAAGGACUCCAGGGCUGCUGGAAUAUGAAUGCUUGUGUCCAGCUGGCUCUGCAGGGGCUGGCUGUGCCGGCGUUGAUGAGUGUGAGAGCAGCCCUUGCACAGACCCUCGGUUUGAAUGUGUAGAUAGCCCGGCCGGAUACACCUGUAGGUGCCAGCUGGGCCCCGGGGGAGAAGGCUGCCAGGCAGAAAGCUCCGUGUGCUCCAGCCAGCCCUGCCUGAACAACGGCACGUGUGUGGAGGCUCCGGGCGGGUUCCGCUGCCUCUGCCGGCCCGGCUUCAGCGGGGCCACGUGCGGGGACGACAUCGACGAGUGCGCGUCGGGGCCGUGCAGGAACGGGGCCAUCUGCAGGGACAGGGCGGGCGAGUACAGCUGCUUCUGUGUGCCCGGCUUCCAGGGCUCCAACUGCGAGAUCGACAUCGACGAGUGCGCGUCCCGGCCCUGCCGCAACCACGGCACCUGCCUCAACCACAUGGACCGCUACGAGUGCCGCUGCGCGCCCGGCUACGCAGGUGUGAACUGUGAUACUGAAAUAGAUGAAUGUGCUUCAGACCCUUGCCAGAAUGGGGCCUUGUGCAAUGAUCAUGUUGGGUUCUACACCUGCACCUGUGCACCAGGUUAUCAAGGAGCCCAGUGUGAGGUGGACAUCAAUGAAUGUGAGAGCCAGCCAUGCCAGAGCAAUGGGACAUGUCAUGACCUCAUUAACAGCUACCGUUGUGACUGCAGUGACACCGGCUUCGAGGGGGCCCACUGCGAGCUGGACAUCCUGGAGUGUGCCUCUGACCCCUGCCACAACAAUGCCACGUGCCUGGAGGGAAUCAAGGGCUACAGCUGUGCCUGCUGGCCAGGUUACACCGGGCAGGACUGCGAGGAGGACGUGGAUGAGUGUGUGACACAGCCCUGUCACAACGCUGGGCUGUGCCUGGAGCGCUCCAACCCCGCCCACUACGGGACACAGCCCCUCUUCCCCAGCAACUUCAGCUACAGCCAAGCAGCUGGGUUCCUGUGCCAGUGCCAGCCAGGCUUUACAGGGGAGACCUGCUUUACCAACAUCGACGAGUGCGAGUCCCAGCCCUGCCAGAACGGGGGGCUCUGCCAGGACCUGGUGAAUGGCUUCCUCUGUCAGUGCCUACCUGGUUAUUCAGGUGUGGAAUGUGCUGUCAACAUCAAUGAGUGUGAGGAGGGGCCCUGCAAGAAUGGAGCUGUCUGUGAGGAUGGCAUUGCUGACUAUUCCUGCCACUGUGCCCCUGGCCAGGAUGGCAUCACGUGGGGAGGGAAGAACUGCUCUGUCCAGCUCACCGGGUGCCAGACGCACGACUGCCAAAACGAGGCCUUGUGCAUCCCAACCUACCAAGCUGAGAGCCACAGCCACCUGUGCCAGUGCCAGCCUGGUUUCUAUGAUGCCACCUGCUCGACUCCGACAACGUUUUCCUUUGCUUCCAGAGGGUAUCUCCUCAUUGAGCUGGAGAACAGUGAGAGCAGGAGGGGCGCAGGAGCAGCCAGCGUCUCCCUCCGCUUCCGAACCACUUUGCCCAGCGCUGUCCUUUUUUACCGAGGCAGUGAAGCUGAGUUCUUGUUCCUGGAGCUCCUGGAUGGCAUCCUGCGUGCAGAGCUGAGGAGGGAGAGUGUUGGGUACCCGCUGCUCCUCAAGGGGCCGAGAGUGGACGAUGGACAGUGGCAUAAAGUGGAAGUUGUUGUGCACAGCACGGUGCAGCUGAAGCUCUGGCAUGGCUCUUGUGAGGCCGGGCUCUGCCUGCAGAGCUCUCCUGUUCCACAGGGCACUGCUUUGAUCCCUCCAGCCUUCCUGAAUCUGUAUAUUGGAGGUGCUGAGGAUCCAAUGGCCAACAACACACGGAGCCAGCAAGGCUUUGUGGGCUGCCUGGAGGAUUUGCAGGUGGAUGCUGAGGCCGUGCUGCCGGCGGAUCUGCCGCUGGGGGAGUCGUCCCCGGUGACGCUGGGCUGUGACCGCACAGAGUGGUGCCUCUCCCAGCCCUGCUUCCAUGGAGGGCUCUGUGUGGACCUUUGGGCCACCUUCAGGUGUGACUGUGCCAGGCCCUAUGGAGGCCCAGCUUGCUCCUAUGAGCACCCAGCAGCAACAUUUGGCCUAGAGAAUUCCACCAGCUUUGCCUCUUUCAACCUUUCUGACAGCCUCGGUGCAGAUUUCAACCUCUCCUUUUUCCUGCGGAGCCGAAAGCCCGAUGGUUUGUUACUGCAGGUCUGCAAUGGGACAGGCCCCUGCCUCACCCUGUACCUGAGGGAUGGCCAGCUGAGCAUAGAGACAUCACCUACGGACACUGUGACCUUUCCAGGGAAUCUGGUUGAUGGGAGAAGACAUUUGGUAGCCCUGUCUUUCCAGGGAGGCUCUGUUGGUGCUCUGCAGUCAGACACAUUUGUGGAGCUGGGCCAGCUGCCAGCACAAGCCCUGGGAGCUGGCUCUGAGGUGUUUAUUGGGGGACACCCGAACCCCGACAGUGCUGAGCUGUGGGGGGGCUAUUUCAAGGGCUGUUUGCAGGACAUGCAACUCAACAGCCACCAGAUACAGUUUUUCCAGGUGGAGAAUGACAGUUUGCCAGAGGAACUCAAUAGGACUCAAACUGGAAAUCUUGUGAAUGGCUGCAUCUCUGAUGAUACCUGCAAGUCUGAGCCAUGUCAGAAUGGUGGCAGAUGCAUUGUCACUUGGAAUGAUUUCCAUUGCAGCUGUCCAGCAAAUUUCACUGGGAAAUUUUGUGAAGAGAAAGUCUGGUGUGAAAGUGACCCAUGUCCUGAAGCCACCACCUGCAUAGACGUUGUGGCAGGAUAUGUGUGUCUGGCUAAUGCAACAUUUAAUAGUCAUGCUGCCAUAGAAUUUACCGCCAACACAUCGGUGACCAGAACUCUGAGCAGCCUCCACGUGGACUUCAGAACCAGAGAUGAAGAUGCUGUUUUGCUUCGGGCUGUGGAAGAGGUGGAUUCCCUCCAGGUAGCCAUUAAGAAUUCCUCCCUGCUCGUUGACAUCAGGAGUGGGAACAGCAUCGAGGGUGUCAGCUUCCUGAGCCCGCAGCCCGUGGCAGACGGGGCCUGGCACAGCGUCUCCGUGUCCAUGGAGGAGCCGGCCGCGCUCUCUUCCCGGUGGCUGCUCCGCUUGGACGGCUCAGCGAACGCGACUCUGCAGGGAAGCGCCGGCAACUUGGACUUCCUCAAGAAAGACGCGUUGGUCGUUUUGGCCGAGAAUUUCACCGGCUGCCUGGGCCGGGUGCAGAUCGGGGGGAUCUUCCUGCCCUUCCCGGCCCACCAGCCGUACCCUCAGCCCGAGCAGUUCCAGCGGGCCGGCCCGGGCAGCGUCCGGCUGGGCUGCUCCGGGGCCGACGUGUGCGCCUCCAGCCCCUGCCUCAACGCCGGCACCUGCGAGGAUCUGUUCAACUCCUUCCGCUGCGGCUGCAGCGCGGGCUGGGCCGGGCAGCGCUGCGAGGCCAACAUCGACGACUGCCAGCCCAGCCCCUGCGUGCACGGGGACUGCGUGGAUGCCGUGGCAGAUUUCCAGUGCGAAUGCUUCCGGGGAUUCAUCGGGAAGAGGUGCGACAUCAACGUGGACGACUGCGUGCGGCACCAGUGCCUGAACGGAGCCACCUGCAUCGACGGCGUCUACGGAUACUCCUGCAAAUGCCCCCCUCAGUACUCCGGACCUCGCUGCGAGUGGCCGUUCCCCCCUCAGCAGUGUGGCAAGAACUUCACCUGCCUGAACGGUGGUCGGUGCAUCACGGAGAGCUGGGGAGCCAACUGCUCCUGCAGGCCUGGCUUCACUGGGAGGAACUGUCAAAUCAACAUAAAUGAGUGUGACCCGAACCCGUGCCAGAACGGGGGCACAUGCCAGGACUCUGAGAACAGAUACGAGUGCGUGUGCAGCGCCAGCUACACCGGCGAGCGCUGCGACAUCAACAAAGGGACUCCAGGUGCUCUCUUCCCCUCCCCACUAAUUGAAGUAGCUGUCCCUGUAGCCUGUGGCUCUGUGCUGCUCCUCAGUAUUGGUCUCAUAUUCAUGGUUCUCACGGCAAGGAAGAGGCGCCAGUCCGAGGGGACCUACAGCCCGAGCCAGCAGGAGGUGGCAGGAGCUCGGCUGGAGAUGGACAGUGUCCUAAAGGUGCCACCCGAAGAGCGCCUGAUCUAG